GCGACAACAGGCAGUGAUUAGAGCAGCGGGUCUGAUAGUUGCAGGUGUAAGUAGUGCAGUGUGUGAAGGGUUGUUGCAUGAAGGAUGGAAGAUAGCAUCGACACUAAUUCAACCAAAUUCCUUUUUAAUGAAGAAUCUCACUCGCAAGCACCAUGGGCUAUAGUCGGCGGGACCGCCACCGUGUAUGCUCUGUGGAGCCUGUUUGUUCUCCCAGGUUUCCGCCAUGUUCCCUGGAAGCUUAAGGUCCCAUACUUACCUUCUGGCAAGAUUCAAACUGCUAAUGUGAGAAAACUAUUACAAGGACGGAAAGGAAGAUUGGUUGACCUUGGAUCAGGAGAUGGAAGACUGGUUUUUGCUGCAGCGUCUAUGGGGUUCCACGGCACUGGCUAUGAGUUAAAUUCGUUCUUGAUAAAUUGGGCAAAAGUUAAGGCAUAUCGGAGAGGGAUUUCUCAGGAGCAAGCAACUUUCCUCAAGCAAGAUUUUUGGAAAGCUGAUCUAUCAAAGUAUAAUCAUGUGACUGUGUUCCUGGCACCGAGUGUUGUGGAAACCCUGAAGAAGAAGUUAGCUGAAGAACUUCCUGAUAACGCCAGGGUGAUAGUUUGUCGCUUUCCAUUACCUGGAUGGUCACAAACAUGCACUGAAGGUUCAGGGUUGGACCAGGUCUGGGCGUAUGAUAUGGCUGAUGUUAGAAAAGAUUCUGAUCCCCCGCUGUCUUAAAUGAGAUUAUCUGGAUUUGUUAAUAAAGCUUGAAGAUCACCGUUUCCCCAGUGCAUAUUUAAUGACAACUACUAAAUGUGUUUCUUUGUACAAUAUUACCUGUGAAGGAAUAGUUGUUUGGGCUUCCCUAAUAUUUUUUCAGCCAUAUUCUUUUGAGUUUCAGCUGCACAGCUAGAUGUAUUUCACUCAGAAGCAGGGGGCAUCUCCCUUCUAUCGAAGCCAGCACUGUACUUCUGUGAUGUCCUU
Molecule: messenger RNA, 963 nt
Organism: Bufo bufo (common toad)
Lineage: Eukaryota; Metazoa; Chordata; Amphibia; Anura; Bufonidae
Product: adenine nucleotide translocase lysine N-methyltransferase-like
Exons: 6
Coding region: 85-717 (210 amino acids)
Biological process (GO): positive regulation of proton-transporting ATP synthase activity, rotational mechanism; peptidyl-lysine trimethylation; regulation of mitochondrial ATP synthesis coupled proton transport
Cellular component (GO): mitochondrion
Molecular function (GO): protein-lysine N-methyltransferase activity
Source: RefSeq, a predicted model, not a curated record